Messenger RNA from Wyeomyia smithii (pitcher-plant mosquito), 1238 nucleotides. RefSeq lists its product as uncharacterized. The transcript is spliced from 2 exons. NCBI's taxonomy places the organism in Eukaryota, Metazoa, Arthropoda, Insecta, Diptera, Culicidae. The record is from RefSeq and is a predicted model, not a curated record. Bases 177 to 1073 code for a protein of 298 amino acids.
GUUCAGUGCAGACUGGAUUUUAGCGCGCCAUUUUCGUUAAUGGUGGUGCGAUCAAAACGAUCCAACAAAUAAGCGUCGAUGUCUGAUAUUGAUUAAAACCUUAAAACUGUUUGAACUUGGUAUUUUUCCGCUCUUGAGUCAGUAAGUGAUUUUCGUCCGACAAAGCUCGAUAAAACAUGAAUGUUUCUGAAAUAGAAUCUGCUGGAUUAGAUGCUGCCUCCACAACGUUCUACACAGAUGACGAACAAAGCCUAUCGCAUCGAAUGAUUGUUUACGUCUACCGUGUUUCAGGAAUUGUAUCAGUUCGACAGUUGCCUUUUUGGGAAGAAUUUUGCGCCGUAAACCCAGAUAUAGAAAUGUCCGUUCAAGAUUUGCGAGCCGUGUUCUUUACUGAUGUAAUUAAUAAUCUAGAACAUUACGAAUUUAUGAACUAUGAGGUAGCGCAGUAUCUUAAUCCGCCAUUCAAUCAAUAUCGAUUGGAUUCUCUGGAGUUUGGAGAUUUGACUGAAGGUGAUGAUUUUCUAUUAGAUGUUCCGAAUUGUGCUGCCGCAGGCAAUCUCAGUUUUGAAGAUAUGGCUCAAUACGUAAUUGCACCACUUACGGUCAGUCACAAACUGCCAGUUAUACCAUUACAUUUGGAAACUAUUCCGCGUUCCGAGUCUUCCAUGUCGCAGGGCGAUCUUCGUGAAUUGUUUUUUCUGAUUCUAAGUGAACUGGUUUUGGCAAAGGAGGAAGUUCAAAAAUCCAGACUCACGGUUGCAGAUAUACAAGACCCUGUAUUGAAUCUAUCAGAAAUCGGAAUUUCAUUGCAAAGUCGUCUAAAACCUGGCAUGAUAGCCUUUGAUUUAUUAAAUGACAGUGAAACGGAACAUUGUGAUGAUAGUCAUGAUGAUCAGCUUGUGCCCUCAGCUGAAGCUUCUCCCAGGCCGGAGUACAGUAUCAAACGUAGCAGGUCAGUAGGAGAUUCCGGAAUUGUUCUCUCACCAACCAAACGAUCGCGAGUCAUUCCCAGCGAUAUCAGAAAACACCGUCUUAGACGAUUGUUUUCGGCUCCAGCUGAUUCAAUGAUGUGAUUUUGAGAAUGUUGACAUUCCCUUACUUUUCUAUGUUAAGUUGAAAGAUAGAUGACAUCCGUUGUCAACUUUUUACAUAAGAGACAAUUCCAUUGAAUUGGAUUAAUUUGAUAUUAAUUUGUUGUAAUUAAAAGCCUUUUUUUUAUUCUGUUUAUACAUUUUUUA